This is a messenger RNA of Lolium rigidum, 2847 nucleotides long. RefSeq names its product protein CHROMATIN REMODELING 35-like. Gene Ontology annotation, molecular function: ATP-dependent chromatin remodeler activity; ATP binding. Lineage: Eukaryota; Viridiplantae; Streptophyta; Magnoliopsida; Poales; Poaceae. Gene Ontology annotation, biological process: gene silencing by siRNA-directed DNA methylation. The transcript is spliced from 5 exons. The record is from RefSeq and is a predicted model, not a curated record. The annotation marks the transcript as partial.
UCUGUAGGCUUGUAUUACCGCAGAAAAAUCAAGGCUACUGACCCCGUGAGUGGUCUUUCACUUCCUACUGCGAAUACGGGUCGCAGUUUGGGAUGUGGCAGUGUUACCAAGGACUCUGGAAGUUCGUAUGCUCGGAAGGUCCAAUUGAUGAAUAUCAAUUCUACUCUGUGUGAUCCCACUCCGAGUUACCUAGUGAGUGCUGAAACUAAGUUGAUCAACAGCUCUAUCGAGCAAACUGAUCAGAAGAAGGAAGUAAUAAUAAUUCUUGAUUCGGAUGAUGAAGAUGAAAGCACAGCAGGAUACCAACAGCUGACUCCUGAGAAUGAAGAAAAGGUGACACCUGAGAAAAAACGACAGAUGACACCUGAGAAAAGCAAACAACUGAUACAAUCAGAAUGGACUGGUACGCUCACCACAUGUGCGGCAACAAAAGGAAUUGACGAAGUAAUUGAAACCACGCUUGGUCGAGACCAAAACAGUCGAAUUGCUCCAUAUGGUCAAAGUGCAGCUUUAAUGAACCGGUAUCCUUGGUCCAGCUAUCAACCAUCAGCUCAUUUUGAGAGAGUUAUAUUGCACGAAAGACCUGAAGAGGAACGUAAACAAGAUCUGGCUGCUGCUAGCCAUGCGGAGAGGAUAGCAGAAACAACAAAAAUUCUUUCUCUUCCUAAGGAGAGAGAACAACGGAAAUUGGACCUAUGCUCCCACGUAGAUGGAAAUGCUGAAACUGUGCCAAGAAAAAGAAAAAAUGAAGGAAAAAAUGAAGCAAAUCCAGCAGUACUUGAUUUGCCUUCAGAAACUUACAGCCCUGUGGAGGAGGAUGAGCCCAUGGAGGAAGAGGAUAAACAAGAAAGGGAAAGUGAUGGUCUGGAGGAUUUUUGGAACGACUUCUCACUGGCUAUCGAAAGCUCAAAGCUUGACACACUUGAAGAGGUAGCCAGUGCGAAAGAAGUGACUAAAAAAGAGGUGGACACCGACUGCAAUCAUGACAUACGGAUUCAUGAAGAUCUGGGCCAUGUAUGUCGUGUUUGCGGUAUGAUUGUGAGGAGGGCUGACACAAUCAUUGAUUAUCAGUGGAAAAAGGCAUCAAGGUCAAGAUCAUAUUUCUGUGAAACGCGUUCGAAGGAUGCUGAUGAGAUAGCCAUUGGUGAUGUUAGAGUCGCUGAAGAACACAUUGUGUUAGACAUUGCCAUCCAUCCAAGGCAUGCAAAGCACAUGAGACCACAUCAGUUGGCAGGUUUCCACUUUCUGGUUAAGAAUUUAGUCUCUGAGAAACCAGGAGGUUGCAUCCUAGCUCAUGCCCCUGGUUCGGGGAAAACAUUUAUGCUGAUAAGUUUCAUUCAGAGCUUCCUCGCAAAGUAUCCUUCUGCAAGGCCCCUUGUUAUACUUCCUAAAGGCAUAUUAGGUACAUGGAAGAGGGAAUUUCAACGGUGGCAAGUGGAGGACAUACCACUGUAUGAUUUCUAUUCUGUCAAGGCUGACAAGAGAGCAGACCAGUUGGAAAUCCUCAACUCUUGGCAAGCCAAAAUGAGCAUCCUAUUUCUUGGAUACACGCAGUUCUCGCAGAUAAUUUGUAGUGAUGGGGGUGGCACCGUUGCAGCUGCGUGCCGGGACAUGUUGCUUAUGGUCCCUAACCUACUGAUAAUGGAUGAGGGUCAUACACCUAGGAAUCGGGAGACUAAUGUGCUAGAAUCCCUGAGCAGAGUACAAACUCCCCGUAAGGUGGUCCUAUCUGGUACACUUUUCCAGAAUCAUGUCAGAGAAGUGUUCAACAUCUUGAACCUUGUACGGCCACAGUUUCUCAAGAUGGAACGUUCUCGUCCGAUCGUUAGACGUAUAAUGUGUCAAGUGGCAAUGUCAGGUAGCAGGAUUUCAAAAGCGGUUGCUGGCAAUGUAUUCACUGAGUCAGUAGAAGAGACCCUGCUGAAUGAUGAUAACUUUGUGAGAAAAUCACACGUCAUUAGAAGUCUCAGAGAACUAACAAAAGACGUGCUUCACUACUAUAAGGGUGACAUCUUAGAAGAACUACCUGGCCUAGUAGACUUCAGUGUCUUCCUGAAACUCAGUCCCAAGCAGAAACAAAUCGUUCAUAAGUUGGAAGCCUAUGAAAAUUUCAAAGGAAGCGCAGUCGGAGCUGCACUGUACAUGCAUCCUUGUCUGUCAGAAAUUUCAGAAGUUGCUGCUACAGAUAGGGCUAUCAACUCGACGGAUGCCACAAUUGAUAGUUUGGUCCAGUCUAGCAAUGUGACGGACGGUGUGAAGGCGAGAUUUUUCACUAACAUCCUGGUGCUUGCGAAUUCUGCAGGAGAGAAGGUGCUUGCUUUUGGUCAGUAUAUACUUCCCAUGAAGUUUUUGGAAAGGCUAUUGGUGAAGACAAAGGGCUGGCAUGUAGGCAAGGAGAUCUUUGUGAUCUCUGGUGAUACUAGUCCAGAAGAGAGAGAUCUGGCGAUGGAGCAGUUUAACAACUCUGCUGAUGCAAAAGUUCUGUUUGGUUCUAUCAAGGCAUGUGGGGAGGGUAUCUCCCUUGUGGGCGCAUCAAGAGUUGUGAUUUUAGAUGUUCACUUGAACCCGUCUGUUACCCGUCAAGCAAUUGGGCGAGCCUUCAGGCCUGGACAGCACAAGAAAGUGUUUGUGUACAGGCUUGUAGCUGCUGAUUCUCUAGAGGAAAACUUCCAUGAAACUGCAUUCAAGAAAGAAGUCAUACCAAAGCUGUGGUUUGAAUGGAGUGAGCAGCACUGCACGUCCGAAGAAGGCUUUAAGCUGAACAAUGUUGAUAUUGAUAACUGUGAGGACGAGUUACUGGACAACAAAACUAUGCGCCUGGAUAUCAAGGCUUUGUAUAGAAGGUGA